AAAUGAAAAGGCGCGGCAUCAACAAAGGGUUUUCAACUCGAGAAGCUAGAGUUGCAUUAGGUAGACCACUACCACUGGAGUGGGAUGUUCGAGGGAAGACUUACAAAGAAAUUGGUGAUUAUUCCCAACAUUUCUCUAGAGAGAUCGGCAUUCUCAUUCGACAAUAUGCCGAUCCCGACUACGACCGAUGGGAUAAAUUACCCAGCGAAGUUAGGGAUUGCAUACUUCCUCGUCUAAAGGAUGAUUUAUUCGACAUUGGUCGAAGUCGAUAUGCCUCAGAGAACCUCCCCAGUAUUCUUUUAGGCAUUCAACGGUCGUGCGCUGAUCGUUACUCGAAGUGGAAGAAUGUCUUGUCCACUCAUUUAAAAAAGAAUGGUCGAGCACAUCCUCCUGAUGGUUUGGGCAUGGAGAAAUGGCAGAAGGCGCUCCAGUAUUUUGAUCGCCCUGAAGUGAAGAGGCGUUCUGAGAUUAACUCUGGGAACCGUGCAAAACAAAAACAGAGAAGCAUGCAGGGCUCGCAGUCUACGCCAGCCCUUCGUUACAAGAAGCGUGAUUUACAAACUGGGUGUCUUGCUGGGGUUCCAGAGAUUUGGAUGGCGACUAAGUACAUAGACGGGGAAGGUUGGGUGAGCAAGGCAGCAAAGGAUAACUAUGAAAAGAUGAUGGAGAUACGUGACACUCUGCAGUCACAAUCAUCUACGAGCGCUUCUGCUUCGAGUACUAUCCCGAGAGAAGAGGAUGACAUUAUUCUUGUUGAGACGAUCUUUGGACGUCGUCGAGGCUAUCAGCCGGGCCUUGGUCGUAGGAUUCGCACGAGGGCGAAUUGUGAAGCGGCUGAUGUACCUCAACCAGCCCAACCACCUCCUACCGCACAAGACAUGCAAGAGGUGAGGGAGCGACUCCGAGCCAUAAAGGAGCACUUGGCUAGGAUUGGUGGAGUCUCGGGAUCUGGAUCUUCUCAGCAAGGUCAUGGUGUCGAUCCUACAACACCUAGUUAAAAACAUUUAUAUUU
Messenger RNA from Humulus lupulus (European hop), 1012 nucleotides. RefSeq lists its product as uncharacterized. Bases 3 to 998 code for a protein of 331 amino acids. Lineage: Eukaryota; Viridiplantae; Streptophyta; Magnoliopsida; Rosales; Cannabaceae. The transcript has 5 exons. The record is from RefSeq and is a predicted model, not a curated record.